Messenger RNA from Triplophysa dalaica, 1826 nucleotides. RefSeq lists its product as uncharacterized. NCBI's taxonomy places the organism in Eukaryota, Metazoa, Chordata, Actinopteri, Cypriniformes, Nemacheilidae. The coding region runs from base 171 to 554 and encodes 127 amino acids. The record is from RefSeq and is a predicted model, not a curated record. The transcript has 3 exons. Gene Ontology annotation, molecular function: 2 iron, 2 sulfur cluster binding.
GUUUAGGAGUCUUUGGAGACCCCCGUUCGGUGGCAACGUGCAGUACAGCAUCCAGGAAGCAACAUCCCGGUCCAUGGGAGUCGAGCCAGACAUCACCAAUCCGAAAUGAAUUAAAUCGCGUUUCCACAAAAAACCCAAAACGCAUUAAUGACCUCGCUUAGCCCACCAUUAUGACUUCCCCAGAUGACAAGAGUGUAUCCUGGAGGCAGAUAGGCCCGUUGUCUGAGCUGUCUAAGAAAAAAUGCCGACUGAUGUAUUCAUCUGAUGGACGCGACGCGGAUGUUUGUCUCUUCUACGUGAGCGGCGAAUUCUUCGCGAUGGACGCGCGCUGUGCGCAUUCAGGUGGUCCUCUCUGCGAUGGAGAUAUUGAGGAGGCUGAUGUUCUUCAGGUCUUCUGUCCCUGGCAUGACUAUGACUUCAACCUCAGGACAGGAAAAUCAAGCACAGGUUUACAGCAACAGGUUUAUGAAGUGAAAUUGGAGAACGGUACUGUGUAUGUCAAGCACGCCAGUGAUCUGUCAUUGCAGCCUUUCAGCCUGGUCAAAGAGAACUAAAGAACCAUCCGUUUGUAUGAAUCACUUGCGAAACAUUCAAAAAUUAAGAAGUGGCUCAUUGACUAAACUGCAUUACAGAAGUUUAGUCAAAUGAGCCACUUCUUCAUUUUUAUUUGACAAAUAUACUGUAGUAUUCAUUUGUUAAAUGGUUCCCAAUACAAAUGACUUGAAGUGCCACUUUGAUAAACAACACAAUUGAUUUUCUGAUAAUAUUUUUUUUAAUAUGCAUAUCUUCAUAGUUGUAAGAUGUUUAGUGAACUCAGGGAUAAUGUGCUCAAUGUGGUUGCCACAACUUAGUUAAAAUUUAAACUAAAUAAGCCUUGAUUCAGAAGCAUAAUUGUAAACACUCAUUUAUUAUAAAAUGUCAAACAGUUUUUAGAAAGACAUUACAUUCCAUGAAUGCUUUAACAGUAAAGAAAAAUGAAAUACAUUUAAGCUACUGAACACCAUAACAAGCCUGCAUACAUCAAAGAGUGCUUAAGAGCUGCCUUACAGUCUUACACUAUAGACCUAGUUUUUGGUCUGGAGUCUAAUAUAUUUAGCAGAGUUAUAAAAAAUCUAAAUGUUUCCAUAAUAAAGAUGGUAGACUAACAUGUCAUUCAAGCUUUGGUUUGUGAGGAAAGAGAAUGUGUUCAUUUCUGUAAGUUUAAAAUAAAUAGGGCUGUCAAACAAAUAAUCGUGAUUAAUCAUCCAGAAUAAAAGUUUGUGUUUUCAUAACGUAUGUCUGUGUACUGUGUAUAUUCAUUUUGUAUUUAUAAACACAUAGACAUAUAUGCGUAUUUUUAAGAAAAAUAUGAAAAUUAACCAACGUUUAUAUAAACACAUCUAAAUAAAUACAAAAUAUAUAUAAAUAGGAGACAUAUAUUAUGUUAAGACAAAGUUUUACUCUGGAUGCCAUUAAUCGUUUGACAGCCCUAAAAGUAAAUAAAUAAACAAUUACAAAGUAAUGACUAUUGGGCCCCCUAGUGUUCUGGUAACUGACAUACUCUGUGCACCCACCGAAAUGGCAUCUCUGAUUCGACCUUUGCAUUGUUUAGUCAUUGGCUUUUAGGAAAGGACAGCCAUUAACAUCUGUUGAGAAUGUAAAUACAAUCCCCUUUCACAAUUUAAUUUGAUUAAUAUUGUUUCACUUAUUUUCAAAUGUUUACAUGUCUUGUAAAACUUGUGUUGAUGCCUUCAUAUAAUUUCUAGUCUUCUUUAAUUUAUUAUCUUCACUAUGUCAUAAGUUAUGUUAUGUUGUGUUGUAUUUAUGUUUAAUGUAAUAAAAACAAU